This is a messenger RNA of Closterium sp. Naga37s-1, 375 nucleotides long. The record is from the annotation of a GenBank genome assembly. NCBI's taxonomy places the organism in Eukaryota, Viridiplantae, Streptophyta, Zygnematophyceae, Desmidiales, Closteriaceae.
AUGGGGGCGAAACUGAGAGAGCGCGGCUGCCAACCGCAGGAGGGGGAGACAGUCAGUGGCGUGUGGGCAAGCGCGCAGGCGUGCAGGUGGGCAGGCGGCGCGGCAUGCGGACAGGCGGGCGGCGCGGCGCGCUGGCUGGCGGGCGGCGCGGCGCGCUGGCUGGCGAGCGGCGCGGCGCGCUGGCUGGUGGGCAGGCGGCGCGGUGCGCUGGCGUGGUGCGCUGGCGUGCGCGCCGGCGAGGCGCGCUGGCGUGCGCGCUGGCGAGCGCGCUGUCGUGACGCGCUGGCGGGCGCGCUGGCUGACGCGCUGGCGGGCGCGCUGGCGAGCGCGCUGGCGGGGCGCGCUGGCGUGCGCGCUGGCGGGCCUGCUGGCUAG